Molecule: messenger RNA, 2253 nt
Organism: Leishmania mexicana MHOM/GT/2001/U1103
Lineage: Eukaryota; Euglenozoa; Kinetoplastea; Trypanosomatida; Trypanosomatidae
Exons: 1
Coding region: 1-2253 (750 amino acids)
Source: RefSeq, a predicted model, not a curated record
AUGACUCUCACCUCUGACGGCUCACCGCAGCAUGCGGUACCGCAUGAUGCACAGGAGUUGCACGACCGCACGCACGUUUACCUUUCUACAGUGACCCCGACGUUGGACUCCAUUGAGAACCUCUUGGCAUCGUGGAACCGCUUCCGUGAAGUGUCCUCGGCCGCCGGCAAGGUGCCGGAGGGCAGCAGUCUUCGCAGCGUUCGCAUCGACCCCUUUACCGUUCUCAAGUCCCCACCGCUCAUCUCGGAGACGGAGAUCGACCGCGCUGUCAAGCAGCUGACCGCGAAGGAGUUGAAGGCACUACAUGACGAGUUUGAGCUCACCUGCGUCGACGACUUUGUGUACGUGAACUCUGAUGAGGGUGAUGAGGCGGAUGCUGCGACGAGCGCUCAGGCUGCGGCCCGGACUGUGCACUUCGCUGACGAAGCAAAAGGCGACAGGGAGGAGAGCCAUGACCACGACAACGGCAGGGGUGGCACCUGUGGCGCCGGUGUGGUGCAGUGGAAACGCGCGGGGGAGUGGACGGCCUCCGCACUGGGCGCGGCAUCACCGCCGCCUGCCGCCAAAGCCACGGGUGCAUUGGCUGACACGUCAGCCACCUCGAGAGCGACCGCACUUUUUGAAGGGAACACGGCUACAAUCGAUGCCCUUCGAGCCACCGCCGGUGGUGGCGGUUGCGGAUCUGGUGCAGCCUCCGCCCACUUCUUGGCUUCGGACGCUGACCCGCUGAUGCCCUCCGAUGGUGUGCAAACGCCGCCGGUGAUCUCGUUGGAGGAGAUGUCACCUUCCUCGAUAGCCGCCAUUGCUGCUGCCCGUGAGGAAGCGACGAACGACGACGCCUCUGGCCCCUCCUCCUCGCGACUGACCGCCACCUUUGCCGCCACUACCAACAGCGCGUCCGAGUUGCCGGCUGGAUGUACCGUGGAGCUAGAGUACACAACCGACCACUGGAUCCCCAGCGCUACCCAGCGUGUGCUGCAGGAAGAUGCAGGGGGUAACAUCACCGUUACCACCGCCACGACUCACACGGACACGAUUCAUGCUAUGACGAUGGAAUCCAGCGCGGCUCCAGCAGCUGAGAGCGCCGCCGCCAGCACCACGGAGAGCGAUGAAGAUGAGGACGAAAUCCGCUCCUUCACCACGUUUUCACGUAUGGCGCUCGCCAAUCAUGCGCGGCGACUGGGGUCGCGGCAGGCGGAGGAGGGCGCAUCACCGCACCCCACAGCUCUGCAGCGACCAUGGACGGUUCAUGAGAGCAAGACGACGGGCACGGAGGCACACCGUGAUGCCGGUACCCCUCGAGCAAAGAAUAGACCCGUUGCCUCCGCCACUCCAGCGCCCUCCACUACUCCCUUAUCCUCGCAGCCUGGGGCUACGACGAAGGCUGAUCUCACCCGCGAACGCAACGCCUUCGUCCGGAUGCGUGUCCGCGAUGUUCUCCUCGCCAACCGGGUGCGCGCUAUGGACACCUCUGUGCUUGGCGCUGCCUUCUUUGCGAAGAUGGACACCGCCUGGAAUGCCGCCGCCGACCAGACCACGCCUGUCCUGCAGAGGCUUGAUGAGCUUCUCUGCGAGUCGAGCGCGCUGCUGCACACGCUGGAGGUUAUGGAUCACCAGGCAUACCGGGAGCGGGUCAUGGACCCCACCCAGUACCUCUGCGUCCCGCGGUACAGCGUCGCCUGCGCAGCGGCAGACUGCCACACGCCCUUCUCUGCCACCGUCACGCGUGUCAUGUGCGGACGGUGCGGGCAGUUCUUCUGCCCCAAGUGCUGCGCCGAGCGAGGGGUGGGACCCGAUGUGAAGUGCGAGGGCCAGCGCUAUUCGCUUGGCUGGGAGCCGCUGUGCUGCGUGUGCUAUCAAAUGUGCCGCGACAGUCAGCAGAGAGUAGUUGAGGAGCGCAAUCACGUGCUGAUGAUCACGAACCGAUCUUCAAACGGCGGACACGCAGGGGAGGCGGCAUACGAGGAGAGGAAUGCGCGCCACGCCGCUGCUGGAGAGCUGAGCUUGAAGGAGGCGGUUCUUUUCGGCGCUUACUGCGAUGAACAUCGCUGCCUCAGCGACGGGCUUCCUCCCUUCUACGUGAUCCAGCGCAGCGCCAACGAGACGGUGAGCUUCUGGGAUAUCCUCGGCUACCACUUCGCCAAGACCCAGGGCACCCUUCGGCGCGGCUGGCAAAACGCUGGAAACCUGGCGACGCAAGCAGUGAACAGCGCGGCGCAGAUGAUGUCGCGGCGCAAAGGUACGCUGCGUUAG